Silurus meridionalis is the source of this 3412-nucleotide messenger RNA. RefSeq names its product KAT8 regulatory NSL complex subunit 3 (gene kansl3). Gene Ontology annotation, cellular component: NSL complex. NCBI's taxonomy places the organism in Eukaryota, Metazoa, Chordata, Actinopteri, Siluriformes, Siluridae. Gene Ontology annotation, biological process: positive regulation of transcription by RNA polymerase II. The coding region runs from base 296 to 2905 and encodes 869 amino acids. The record is from RefSeq and is a predicted model, not a curated record. The transcript is spliced from 21 exons.
UGCGUCCAACAGAGGCGCGGUGGCAAAACAAAAGCGACGCGGCCAUGAUCGAGCCGCGAGGUCGCUAUCAGCUGCGUUUCCGUCUUAAAACCCGCCCUAUAGAUUUAUUCACUUCAUAAUUUCUAAAGAAUAUAUAUAUUUUUUUGCAUUACAUAGACGCGAAGAAAACAAAAACAAUGACGUGAAGCCUCGUGCUGCGGUAAUGGCGGAUUAAGAAAAAGGCUGUGUCGAUCUGAUGUUUGCGCUGAAUGUGCGCCCGUGCCGUGGGACGUUUCGUGCUCCCGUUUAGAGAAUCAUGUACCGCGUGGGCGGAGAGCGGGACUUCCAGACGUCGGCCCGACGCAUGGGCACGUCGCUGCUCUUCCAGCUGUCGGUGCAUGAAAGAGAACUGGACCUGGUGUUCCUGGACCACAGUUAUGCCAAGCCCUGGAAUGCCCACCCUGACGCCAGCAGUGCCCGGCCCACCCGCAUGCUGUUCGUCACCCCGCGCCGGCAGCCGGACACCUCUGUGGAGUCCGAGAUGUCCAUCGAUGUUGAGACGAUCACGCCCACUCCCAUGCCUCUCUACGACAACCAGAAAGCCCGGAGCGUGAUGAACGAGUGCGAGCGCCACGUCCUGUUUGCCCGGACCAUUGCAGACGGACCGCUUCCUCCAGACGACUGGGAAGAUCAUAUUAACAAGACCGGGUGGACCAUGGCGCAAACCAAGCUAUUUAAUAAAGUCCUGAAGGCGCUGCAGGCGGAGAGACUGGCCAGGCUGGCUAACGAGAGUGUUUGUAACGAGCCCGUCCUGCGCAGGAUCGCGGUGGACAAAUGCGCCCGUAAGGUUCGGCACGCUCUGGCCAGCGUGAACUGGGACGCUAAGCUAACCCAGUGGCUACACAGCACCCUGGUGGAGUCUCUCAGCUUGGCCAUGCUGGCCGCCUACCUUGACGUCCUACAGACCCUCAAAAGCAAAGUUCCAUCGCUGAUCGAACGGAUGCUGCCAUCGUCGUCCACUAAAUCGGGCGCGGCUGGAGGCGAGGCGCUCUCUCUGCUCCUGAAGCGCCCCUGGGAUCCAGCGGUGGGCGUGCUCUCCCAAAACAAACCGAAUAAGUUGCCUGGUUCACCUCUGAUCCUGAUGUGUCCAUCCGGACCCACGCUGCCCACCUUCUCUACCUCUCGCCGAAUGAGAUUCUGGCAAUCGCAGCUCUCGUGUCUCGGCAAAGUCAUUCCCAUAAACACUCACGUGGGCAGCGGCACAAACAUCGGGAUCACUCAGUGUCUCGAGCACCUGAUCGGCACCGUCAGGGGGAAAGUCAUCGAGGUUCACAGUCACUUCCCUCACAAACCCAUCAUCCUGGUGGGCUGGAACGUGGGGGCCCUGAUCGCUUGCCAUGUGUCUCUUAUGGAGCAUGUGACUGCAGUCGUGUGUCUGGGGUUCCCUCUGCAAACAGUCAGCGGACCCAGAGGGGACGUAGACGACCCCUUGUUGGACAUGAAGACCCCCGUGCUGUUCGUGGUGGGUCAGAACGCGCUCCAGUGUGGCACAGAGAACAUCGAGGAGUUCAGGGAGAAGAUCCGAGCAGACAACAGCAUGGUGGUUGUAGGAGGAGCAGAUGACAAUCUCAGGAUCGGUUCCUCCAAGAUGAAAUUUGAAGGUCUGACUCAGACGAUGGUGGAUCGCUGCAUUCAGGAUGAGAUCGUAGAUUUCCUGACGGGCAUUCUUAUGCGAGCAGAAAGCUCCAGCCUUACCUCGGCGGAAACUCGGGAUCUGGACGCGGAGAAGAAAAAGAAACCACGUCGCGAGUUGCCUUUUGAGACCGAGAGGUCUCGACCAUCGUCGCCAGCCAUCAGGGUUCCCAUCUCCCCCUCAGGAUCAGAGGACAUGUCCAGUGUGUGCAGCAGUCCCACAGCCAGUCCCAAACCCAAGACGAGCACUCUGUCUCCGGCUCAAAAGUCGAGCCUCAUCACUGCCACCCAGCUCCUCAAAACACACAUGCAGCGAUCUGGAACCAUGCUUACACACAAACAAGCUCAAGCUCAGUUUGCUGCCAUUAUGAAACAGAGCAUGCUGGUGAGGAAGAGUGUUCCUCCUGGCAGCCCCUCCUGUCUGUUUGUGCCCGUGUCCGGCGAACAGGUAGAAGGUUUUGAACAGAACGAACAGCGACUCAAUUUGAAAAGAAGGCAGACGCCGAGUCCAACGAUUUCCACAAAAUCCUCCAAACGGGCCAAGAUCAAAGUCACUAUUGUCUCGCACGGCGAUGCAUCCGGUACCACGGUGCCUCCCGGCAUCCAGGAAGGUGCGUCUGGAAAACCCCUUACAGUCACCAUGGGCCAAAGUGCAUCAGGUGCUAAAGAUCUUACUGGACUGUUGACUGCUCAAAGGUCUGGCUCUUUGUCUGAUGCCUCUGGAGGUAUCGGCUCAGGAGGAGGUUCCUUCCACAGCCUGCAGGCGUCAGUCAUAUCCGGCUCCUCCACCACCCCGACACAGGUCCAGACUUCUGCACAAGCUACCUCUGCCAGUAGCCUGUUGCAGGGCCUGAGCUUCAGCCUGCAGGAGAUCAGCUCUAAAUCUCCUGCUCUGCCCUCCAGCACACAGGCUUCAGUUGGAAAAGCUCAGACUCACAGCCAGGUAUUAACAUCACUCAGUCCAGUAGGUGGCACUCUGGUCCGUGCCGUUCCCGUCGUCUCCACCAGCUCUGGAGUGAAUAAAAGCACAGCAAUCCAUCAGCUGCUUACAAACGGAGGCCUGGCCAAACUGGCCAAUAGCCUGCCAGGACUGGCCCACGUGGCCAAUCAGAGCGCGGGUCUGAAAGCCCCUACUACGAUCACAGUGACUUUGCGAGGCCAGCCGAGUCGAGUUCAAGCUCUGGGUCACGCUGGAGCUGUACUGCCACCUCACAACACGUCCGAGCAGCAGUGAAUUGAAUUUUCUUGGAAAAGUUUCAUAUUGACGCUCACUGGCUUUAUCCGUAAGCAGAUCGCUAAACCUUUGGGAGAAACCCUGAUUUCCUGACCGCACCUGCUUUCCCACCGAGGCCGAGUUUUGGAACAGCUGUGGACUUUAUUCUGCAUAUAACCGAACGUCUUACUGGCAGGCAGAUAUGAGCGGAUAUGAAUCAGAACGCUUUAACAUCACUUCUGGGCGAGCCUCAGAUUAGUCAGUGUAUACAGUACUGCUCAAUGGUGAAACUGUAAUAAAAAAAACAGUACAUUAUUUCAUCAUCCUUUACAUGUGUUUACUAUUGUGGAUGACAAUAAAAAAAAGGCAGUGCAAAGUCUUUUGGGCCUUUUAGAACUUCUUCUGAAAAUUCAAGCUUUACUUUAGAAAUGUGUUGACAUUUACCCAAAGCAGAUCGUCUUAACCACCUCACUUUAAAUAUAUAUUUAAAUCAAAAUAAAACCAAAUAAAGAGACAUUUCCAACUGUU